Endocarpon pusillum Z07020 is the source of this 1650-nucleotide messenger RNA. RefSeq lists its product as uncharacterized. Gene Ontology annotation, biological process: proteasome-mediated ubiquitin-dependent protein catabolic process. Gene Ontology annotation, molecular function: ubiquitin binding. The transcript has 2 exons. Gene Ontology annotation, cellular component: nucleus. The coding region runs from base 1 to 1650 and encodes 549 amino acids. Lineage: Eukaryota; Fungi; Ascomycota; Eurotiomycetes; Verrucariales; Verrucariaceae. The record is from RefSeq and is a predicted model, not a curated record.
AUGGACGCGGCGAUUGCUCAGAUCGUGACAGUUACGUCUGCCUCACCCGAACGGGCGGCACAAUAUCUUCAACUUGCCGAUGGAGACCCCGGUUCUGCAAUUAUGCUAUAUUUCGAAAGUAAUGGCGCUGAUCCAUCAGGAGAUCCAUCAUCAUAUAGUGCUCCACCUCCACCACCACCGGCUUCCUCGAGGCCUGGCGGCACAGGCAAUGCACAAGACCCCAUAGAUAUUGAUGACGGCACCGUUUCAGACGACAAUGACCCACAGAUUACAGGCUUUCGUAAGGUCGGUGGAUCGGAGGGAUCAGCCCUGCCACAAACAAGAGGAUCAACUUUCGACGCUGAUGCCGAAUAUGCACGACGGUUACAAGAAGAAAUGUACGGUGGAGGAGGUGGGCAAGGGCCAGGAGGUGAAGAGGAAAUUCGGGCACCCAUCGCUCGGCAAUCUGAGACACUUCUCGGCCCUGGAGCAGAUGCCGGCCCUCUGGACGAACGUGACAUACCAGCCCAUGUUAUGCAACAAAUGCGCCGAAUGCAGAAUAGACGAGGUAAUCAAGCGCAACCAGGCAUAUUCAAUCAGAGACCCGCGGCUUCCAUAUGGACCGAUCGAGAUGAUGCUGUGGUUGAGCCAGAUAUUUUAGCAGAAUCCACUGGCGGCGCUUCCGAAUCAUCUUCCCGGUCAAACAUGUUGGCCAAGAUGUUUCAGCCUCCAUGGGAUCUGAUGUACAAAGGCGGUUGGGAUAGCGCUCGAGAGGAGGGUCGUGAAGAGCUCAAAUGGCUGCUGGUUAAUAUUCAGGAUGGAUCGGUCUUCGAUUGCCAAGUUCUGAAUCGAGACUUGUGGAAGAACCCCAGUGUCGUGGAUACAAUCAGAGAGAACUUUCUAUUUCUCCAGUACAGCAAAGACGACAUCCGAGCCGACCAGUACCUCCAGUACUACUUUCAGGAUCAUUCGAAUCCAGAUCUGUAUCCCCAUAUUGCCAUAGUUGACCCACGGACUGGUGAACAGGUAAAAGUGUGGUCUGCAGAAGUUCCCAAGGCGGGCGACUUCCUCAUGCAGCUACAUGAAUUUCUGGAUCGCUACAGUUUGAGCAGUCAUGCACGAAACCCAGUGGCUAAGCGGAAGUCAGAGGCGCAAAAGCCAAAAAGCGUUGAUCAAAUGACUGAAGAGGAGCAGCUAGAGAGAGCCAUGCAAGCCAGUCUGGCUGCGCAGCCAGAGAACGCUACGAAAACCGUACUCGAGGAUCCGGAUGAACUGACGAGAAGUGUUGGAGAUAUGGAUGGGAAAGGAAAAUCUGUGAAGCAGAAUGCCGCCAGUAUGACAGUUGUCGAAAAUGGAGACGACACAUCGUCAACACCUUCACCUUUUAGUCUAAUACCAUCAGAUUGUCCACACCAAGAACCCGCUGCGGGCAAUGACGUGACAAGAAUACAGUUUCGACACCCGGCAGGUCGAAUAAUCCGUCGCUUUGCGACUUCGGAUUUAGUGAGGAGAAUUUUCGAAUGGCUCAAAUCGGAGCCGUUGGAGGGGAAAGAAGGUGUAGCUUUUGAGCUGGUGUCGAUGGGCAAGAACCUGAUGGAUCUGGCAGAUCAAACGAUUGAGCAGGCGGGGUUGAAGAAUGGAACAGUCAUGAUUGAGUUCUUGGAAGCAUAA